Molecule: messenger RNA, 363 nt
Organism: Trichoderma virens Gv29-8
Lineage: Eukaryota; Fungi; Ascomycota; Sordariomycetes; Hypocreales; Hypocreaceae
Exons: 5
Coding region: 1-363 (120 amino acids)
Source: RefSeq, a predicted model, not a curated record
AUGAAGUCUCGUCAACUUUGCUCCUCCUUGCUUCUGUUUUCAUCAGGGCUGAUGAGCCUGGUUCAAGGACAGAGUUGCACGAGCGGCCACUUGUACUGUGGAUAUACGUUGAAAAAUAUGGGUUGGAGCAAGAACGAUCUUAUUGCCGCUGUAACCGAUGACCCCGAGCCUAGCCAAGGCGCUAUUGAUCAUCCAAACCAAGCUCUGUUCCAGUGUCUCGAUUCUGAAGAGGGCAUUUUUUAUAUUGGUUAUUGUAAUGAGGGUUGUGACGCGAUGGAUGAUGGUUAUGACGAUAUUUUGCGCAUCAGUGUCAAAAAUCUGGACAAAGGUAUGUAUCUUGAAGCCCCAGGCACAGGUUCCUAG